AUGACGGAAGUAGAACAGCCAAAGGAAUCAACAACACAAUGCCCCGGAAGGCUCAUAGUACAAUAUCUUCAAGAGAACAAAGAUGGAGCUACCGCUAAUCAGAUAUUACAGCAUCUACAAAACGACCACGGUCAGCAAUCUUCUAGCGAGUUGAGCAAAACGGUGGAAUCGAUCUUAGAGAACGGAACAGCUCUUGGAUUCCUCGAGAGGAAGGGAUCUCGUUUUAUGAAUUGGAUUGCGAGAGAGAUGUGUUGCAAACGAAGACGCAGAAGUAGGUGCAAACGACGGCGUAGACGAUGCAGCCGAAGACGUCGGAGUAGGCGUCGGCGACGUCGCUGUCGCUGUUGA
Messenger RNA from Danaus chrysippus (African queen), 348 nucleotides. The record is from the annotation of a GenBank genome assembly. NCBI's taxonomy places the organism in Eukaryota, Metazoa, Arthropoda, Insecta, Lepidoptera, Nymphalidae.